AUGUCACUAGAGCAAAGCCACCCGUCCGAGCAGAAGUAGAAAGAGUCGCUUCAUGUCUCGCACAUGUCACAAGUUGUACACGGCGGACUCAAAGCCGAUUUACAGCGCGCGAACAAACCAAAAAUAAUGCAAUAAUAUUAUGCAAAGCGCCUAAAGUUGUGUAUUUCACUUGAACAGAGAUAUGUCGUCGAUUUGUUUGUCUUCGGCCGGACGAACCUGCGCUGACGGCGGACUGAGCGGAUAAACGGGACUGACUGACGGCUCGUCGCGGCGGUGAAUGAAGAAUCACCAGCCGUUCCCUUCCAAGCAAAACACGUCCGAACAUGGCUGACAGAACAGCGCCGAACUGUCAUCUGCGACUGGAGUGGGUUUACGGGUACCGGGGACACCAGUGCCGCAACAACCUGUACUACACGGCCGCCAAGGAGAUUGUCUACUUUGUCGCCGGCGUCGGAGUUGUGUACAACACACGGGAACACAAGCAGAAAUUUUAUUUGGGACACAACGAUGACAUAAUCAGUUUAGCCCUGCAUCCAGAGCGAGUGCUGGUGGCCACAGGACAAGUGGGAAAGGAGCCUUAUAUCUGCGUGUGGGAUUCCUACACUGCCCAGACAGUGUCUAUACUGAAGGACAUGCACACCCAUGGCAUUGCCUGUCUUGCCUUUAACUUGGAAGGACAGUGUUUGGUGUCUGUGGGCUUGGAUUCAAAGAACACAAUCUGUGUGUGGGACUGGAGACAGGGCAAAGUUCUGGCUGCCGCUCCUGGUCAUACAGACCGGAUAUUUGACAUAUCAUGGGACCUGUUUCAGCAAAGCAAGCUGGUGAGCUGCGGAGUCAAACAUAUCAAGUUCUGGAGUUUGUGUGGGAACGCUAUGACACCUAAGCGUGGUGUGUUUGGAAAGACCGGAGACCUUCAGACGAUCCUUUGUCUGGCCUGCGCGAGAGAUGAGAUCACAUAUUCUGGUGCCUUGAAUGGAGACAUCUACGUCUGGAAGGGAAUCAGUUUAAUCCGAACAGUUCAAGGAGCCCAUGGGUCAGGGAUUUUCAGCAUGAAUGCAUGUGAGGAAGGCUUUGCUACCGGAGGCAGAGAUGGAUGUGUCAGGCUGUGGGACCUGAACUUCAAACCCAUUACCGUCAUUGACCUCAGGGAAACAGACCAGGGAUAUAAGGUAGCUAGAGGUGAAAAUUCAAGAGGCCUGUCAGUGCGCAGCGUGUGCUGGAGAGGGGAUCAUAUUCUGGUGGGCACGCAGGACAGCGAGAUCUUUGAGGUGGUGGUGCACGAUCGCACCAAACCCCUUCUUAUCAUGCAGGGUCACUGUGAGGGGGAGCUGUGGGCACUGGCGGUUCAUCCAACCAAACCUCUCGCCAUAACCGGCAGUGACGAUCGCUCUGUUCGGAUCUGGAGUCUGGUGGAUCACGCUCUGAUAGCCCGCUGCAACAUGGAGGAACCCAUACGCUGUGCAGUCGUGAGCCCGGACGGUAUCCACCUCUCUCUGGGAAUGAAGGACGGAUCCUUUACAGUUCUGAGAGUCAGGGACAUGACGGAGGUGGUCCACAUAAAGGACCGUAAAGAGGCCAUCCAUGAACUAAAGUACUCCCCUGAUGGAUCGCACCUAGCCGUGGGCUCCAACGAUAACUCAGUGGACAUCUACAGCGCCGUGCAGCGCUACAAGAAGGUGGGCGAAUGUGUGGGCUCCAUCAGCUUCAUCACACACAUGGACUGGUCUACCGACAGCAAGUACCUACAGACAAAUGAUGGCAACGGCCGGCGGCUUUUCUACAGGAUGCCCAGUGGUAAAGAAGUGACUAACAGAGAAGAACUAAAGCUUUUCCAGUGGUCCUCAUGGACCUGUGUGCUCGGACCAGAGGUGAACGGGAUUUGGCCAAAGUACUCCGACAUCAACGACAUCAACUCUGUGGAUGCAAACUUCAGUAGUCAAGUUUUAGUUACCGCCGACGAUUACGGAUUAGUUAAAUUAUUUCGGUACCCAUGUGUAAGAAAAGGUGCAAAAUGUAAAAAAUAUGUAGGACACUCAGCGCACAUAACCAAUGUUAGAUGGUCACAUGAUUAUCAGUGGGUGAUUUCUAUUGGUGGAGCUGACCACUCAGUAUUUCAAUGGAAGUUUGUUCCUGAAAGAAAGUCAAAAGAAACUCAUCACAUAGCUCCUCAAGAGACAUUGAUAGAUUCACACAGCGAGGAAUCCGAUUCUGAUCAAUCGGACGUGCCUGAGAUGGACUCUGAAAUCGAACAGGAAACACAGCUCACGUACCGGCGACAGGUUUACAAAGAAGAUCUACCUCAGCUUAAAGAGCAGUGUAAAGAGAAGCAUCGUGCCAUGACCAUGAAGAAGAGAGAGAGAGCUCCAGCCAGUGGAUUGAGAUUGCACUUUAUCCAUGGUUACAGAGGUUAUGACUGCAGAAGUAAUCUCUUCUACACUCAGACUGGUGAGAUUGUGUAUCACGUGGCAGCUGUUGGAGUCGUGUACAACAGACAGCAGAACACACAGCGGUUUUACCUGGGCCAUGAUGAUGAAAUCCUUUGUCUGGCCAUCCACCCUGUCAAAGACUAUGUAGCCACAGGCCAGGUGGGCCGAGAUUCUUCUAUUCAUGUAUGGGAAACAGAGUCUUUGAAACCGUUGUCGGUUCUUAAAGGAUUCCACCAGUUUGGGGUCUGUGCCCUCGACUUUUCAGCGGACGGGAAGAGGCUGGCUUCUGUGGGUCUGGAUGACAAUCACACCAUCGUCCUUUGGGAAUGGAGAAAAGGAGAGAAGCUCUCUACUAUCAGGGGAAGUAAGGACAAGAUAUUCGUCAUUAAAAUCAAUACAUACAUGCCAGACAAACUCAUCACAGCUGGAGUUAAACACAUGAAGUUUUGGCAUAGAGCAGGAGGUGGACUGAUUGGGAAGAAGGGCAGCAUGGGAAAAACAGAGACCAUGAUGUGUGCUGUUUACGGCUGGACUGAAGAAAUGGUCUUCUCAGGGACUUGCGCUGGAGACAUCUGCAUCUGGAGAGACAUGUUCCUGGUGAAAACUGUCAAAGCUCACGACGGGCCUGUUUUCAGCAUGCACGCUCUAGAAAAGGGCUUUGUGACUGGUGGAAAAGAUGGAAUAGUGGCUCUGUGGGACGACACGUUCGAGAGAUGCCUCAAGACAUAUGCCAUCAAACGUUCGGUGCUGGCCCCAGGCUCCAAAGGUUUACUUUUGGAGGACAAUCCCUCCAUUCGUGCCAUAUCUUUGGGUCACGGGCAUAUCCUUGUAGGAACAAAGAACGGUGAGAUUCUAGAAGUGGACAAAAAUGGACCCAUCACUCUGCUGGUUCAGGGUCACAUGGAGGGCGAAGUGUGCGGUUUGGCCACUCACCCUCAUCUGCCGCUGUGUGCCACUGUGAGCGACGAUAAGACCCUGCGGAUAUGGGACCUCUCGCCCAGCCACUGCAUGCUCGCUGUACGCAAACUCAAGAAAGGAGGGCGAUGUUGCGGCUUCUCUCCGGAUGGCAAAGCUCUGGCUGUGGGCCUGAAUGAUGGCAGCUUCCUCAUCGUGAACGCAGACACGCUGGAAGACCUGGUGUCAUUUCAUCACCGCAAAGACAUCAUAACCGAAAUCUGCUUCUCUCCUGUCACAGGCAAAUAUUUGGCGGUGGCAUCAGCUGACAGUUUUGUGGACAUAUAUAACGUGAUGAGCAGCAAGAGGGUUGGCGUGUGCAAAGGCUCCAUGAACUACAUCACUCAUCUGGACUGGGACAAGAGAGGAAAGCUUUUGCAGGUCAACACAUCAGCGAAGGAGCAACUAUUUUUCGAGGCGCCUCGUGGGAAGAAGCAAACCAUUCCCUCCACAGAGGUGGAGAAGAUCGACUGGAGCACAUGGACGUGUGUGCUUGGAAGUUCCUGUGAGGGAAUCUGGCCUGUGGUCAGUGAAGUAACUGAAGUGACGUCCGCAUGUCUUAGCUAUGACAAGAAGUUGCUAGCCACUGGGGAUGACCUUGGAUAUGUCAAGAUCUUCAAGUACCCAGUCAAGGGCAAAUAUACAAAGUUCAAGCGGUACAUGGCUCACAGCACCCACGUGACCAACGUGCGCUGGUCACAUGAUGACUCUCUGCUAGCAUCUGUGGGCGGCUCUGACACCUGUCUGAUGAUCUGGAGCCAUGAGACCGAGAGCUGUCGAGAGGCCAGACAGUGUGACAGCGAGGAGUCGGACAUCGAGAGCGAAGAUGAUGGAGGGUACGACAGUGAUGUAACUCGAGAGAAUGAGAUCGUCUAUGUCAUCAAGGCCUUAUCCACAAAUUAUCGAGCUAUGACAGGGGUCAAGCCCCACUUACAACAGAAGGAGCCAUCGGUAGAUGAAAGGCAGGGCGUAGUCAGGGGCUCAAGACCCCCAGUAAGCAGGGCUCCACCAAUGCCAGAGAAACUUCAGACCAACAACGUGGGCAAGAAAAAGAGACCCAUUGAAGACCUGGUGCUUGAGCUGGUGUUCGGUUACCGAGGCAACGACUGCCGUAACAAUGUGCAUUACCUUAACGAGGGGGCGGAUAUCAUAUACCACACUGCCUCAGUAGGGGUCGUCCUAAACUUGACAACAGCAUGUCAGAGUUUCUAUUUAGAACACAGCGAUGAUAUUCUGUGCCUCACCAUAAAUCAGCACCCAAAGUUCCCCAACGUGGUGGCAACAGGCCAAGUAGGUGACACUGGUGAUAUGUCAGCCACGUCUCCUUCAAUCCACGUGUGGGAAGCCAUGAACAAACAGACUCUUUCGGUGCUUCGCUGUCAUCAUUCCCGCGGUGUCUGUUCCGUAAGCUUCAGUGCCACCGGUAAACUGCUGCUCUCCGUGGGUCUGGACCCUCAGCACACUCUUACUAUCUGGAAGUGGCAGGAAGGUGCCAAAGUAGCAAGUCGGGCCGGUCAUACUCAGAGAAUCUUUGUGGCUGAGUUCCGACCCGAUUCAGAUACUCAGUUCGUGUCAGUGGGGAUUAAACACGUGCGCUUCUGGACGCUGGCCGGCAGAGCUCUGCUUAGUAAGAAAGGAGUGCUCAGCUCCAUUGAGGACGCCCGCAUGCAAACCAUGCUCUCUGUAGCAUUUGGAGCUAAUAACUUGACAUUUACAGGUACCAUUAGUGGAGAUGUGUGUGUGUGGAAGGAACACAUUCUAGUGAGAAUCGUGGCCAAGGCUCACACCGGACCUGUGUUCACCAUGUACACCACAUUACGCGAUGGACUCAUUGUGACAGGAGGAAAGGAACGACCGUCUAAGGAGGGUGGUGCGCUGAAACUGUGGGAUCAGGAACUGAAACGUUGUAGAGCCUUCAGACUGGAGACAGGCCAGAUUAUAGACUGUGUGCGCUCUGUGUGCAGGGGCAAGGGCAAGAUUCUCGUGGGCACUCGGAACGCUGAAAUCAUUGAAGUUGGUGAGAAGAAUGCAGCUUGUAACAUCCUGGUGAACGGCCACAUGGAUGGUCCUAUCUGGGGUCUGGGAGCUCACCCCACCCGAGAUGUCUUCCUGUCUGCUGCGGAGGACGGCACCGUUCGCCUCUGGGACAUUUCAGAGAGGAAGAUGCUGAAUAAGGUGAACCUCGGCCAUCCUGCGCGCACGGUGAGCUACAGCCCUGAGGGCGACAUGGUGGCCAUUGGCAUGAAGAAUGGAGAGUUUAUUAUACUCCUUGUCACCUCGCUCAAAAUAUGGGGGAAGAAGAGAGAUCGGCGCUCUGCUAUCCAAGAUAUCAGAUUCAGUCCAGACUCCCGAUACCUGGCUGUGGGUUCUAGUGAAAAUGCUGUGGAUUUUUACGACCUCACAUUAGGACCGCAGCUCAACCGCAUCAACUGCUGCCGAGACAUCCCUAGUUUUGUCAUGCAGAUGGAUUUUUCUGCUGACAGCUGCUAUGUGCAGUUGUCCACUGGUGCUUAUAAACGUGUCGUCUAUGAGGUGCCUUCUGGGAAGCAAGUCACUGAGCAAGCCGUGAUAGACAGAAUUACCUGGGCCACAUGGACAAGUGUCCUGGGGGACGAGGUGGUUGGCAUCUGGUCUAGAAACAUUGAUAAAGCAGAUGUAACCUGUGCUUGUGUCUCUCACUCGGGCAUCAACAUUGUCACAGGGGAUGACUUUGGAAUGGUAAAGCUGUUCGACUUUCCCUGCCCCGAGAAAUUUGCCAAGCACAAACGUUUUCUGGGUCACUCUGCCCACAUCACCAACAUCCGCUUCACUAACGGGGAUCGUUUCGUGGUCAGUGCCGGAGGUGAUGAUAGAAGUCUGUUUGUGUGGCGAUGUGUCCAUGCUCCUCACUGAGGGAACACAACAAUCUCCUCCCUUCCUAAUGCCUCAAAAUUACCAUGUGCUCCGAAGACUAGUGAACAGAAUCAUGGAGUAAUUCCGCCGUUCAUGGAUCUUCGUGAGCUGCUGGGCCUGUUAUUACACAUAACUGAACUCAACCGUUCUUGAAUGACAGGUGUCACAUGACCCAAUGUGAAAGAUCCUGUCGGAUGUGUACGUGUUUACCCCACACCUUCAAAAAAAAAAAACAAUUACGCUACAAGUUGCAGAAAGUCUGUGUGUUUGUCUGUUCAUCCGUUUGAUUGAUUUAAAGAUUUUCUUCAAAGUGAAAAAGAAGUUGUAGCACGCUAAGUACGAUCAGCCUUAAACUACCGUGGAGUGUUUUUUGUUUUUUAAGGUGUGAUGGGUUCAUUUGGUAUUUUUUUGUUUUUAUAUGAUCAUUGUUUUGUGUUUGGUUUAACUGCUGGUUUCGUUUCUGGGUUCUUUUCAAAGAUUCAUAGAUCUCCUGUGGCCUUCUCCCUGAAUGUAACACUGACGUUAUAUUCUAGGAUGUCAGCAUGCCAAAGCAUUCUAUGCACUGUAUACUUGACCUGCUCACUGUGGUAGUCCAGUGGUCUUUUACAUGGUAAAAUCCCCAUGGUUGAACAAGGUACUCGAUCAUUAAACCUCAGUCUCCCUAAAACAGUAGAUAACACUCCUAACCUCAUAUGUAGCAAAUUUAGCUCGAAUAGCAACCUUGAGACAUGCGUGUGUGCUUGUUUGAAUAUAGGUAUGAACCGUAUGCUUUGCGUUUGAUGUCCUGAGAUCACAGAUUUAAAAAGAAAACGGUACUGCAAUUAUUCCCUCAGAAAAUGAAUGAGAGGUUGUUUCAAUGCUGUCUUAUUGUCAAUCAUUGUUCAUCUUGCUGCUGAAGCCUUUGUAACAUCACAUUUCAUUCUGAGUAGGAGUCAUUUUUUAUUCUUUUUUUUUUAAUCAGAUUUGAGUUUAUUUACCUGGAUUGUCUUGCCUCAGAAUAUAAAAGAUUUAUGCUUAAUGCAUAUUUUGUUUUUUUCUGGUUAUCAAUGUAAAUAUCAUUUGUAAAGACAUUUUUUUUGUAUAUUUUUGUGAAAUGUUUCUUAAAAGCCACCUUUAAUAAAAAAGAUAUACAUAUAUCACAUG
Molecule: messenger RNA, 7415 nt
Organism: Triplophysa rosa
Lineage: Eukaryota; Metazoa; Chordata; Actinopteri; Cypriniformes; Nemacheilidae
Gene: eml5
Product: EMAP like 5
Exons: 45
Coding region: 324-6272 (1982 amino acids)
Molecular function (GO): microtubule binding
Source: RefSeq, a predicted model, not a curated record